UGAGUGCUUCCGGUUAAGUGACGUUUUUGUGUGUGUUUUUUUUACGUGUGUGUGGAUAAGUAAUAAAUUAUAAUCUAAUUAAAACUAUAACUAUAUUAAUCUAUGGUUAAACUGGAUACUGAGGUAUAUCAGACUCAGAGAGGCAAUAAGAAAUCUUUCUACUGUAAAAUAUUCAACACGACUUCGGGGAAAAUAAAGAACUGCAGUGUGAAGCGAUGUUAAAAACAGCGAGGAUCACAAACUUCCUCUAAAAUGGUCUAAAUGUAUUCUGACAAAAUAAUGAAACCCACGCGUCUGAAACUUCUUUUGAACAUAUUCGGUAUCUGUGCUACUUUCACAUAUGGAGAGAAAUGUGGACAAAGUGAAUAUCUAUCAGCAGCUGACGAAUGCUGUCCUAUGUGUGCUAUGGGAUUAUUGUGGAUCCAGAAGCCAAUCCUGAUAAUACUGGGGGUAUGGCAGGGAUACAUUCUGGAUGGGAUGCCAGUCUGUCACAGGGCAUCUCAUUCACACGAUCAGUGGUUAUGAAAGACUGCCAUGGUGAUUACAGUACAAGAUGCAAACCUUGUUCUAAAGGAACAUUUAUGAAUGAACCAAAUGGGCUACAUGCCUGCUUUCAGUGUAAAAUCUGUGAAAACGGCUUUUAUAUUUCACAAGACUGUACAACAAUGCAGGAUACAGUUUGUGGGGUGUUGGAUGGAUUUUAUUGCAUUCGUUAUUCAGAUGAGAAAAGAGAUUGUUCACUUGCAAUAAAACACAGUAAAUGCAAACCUGGGGAACAAAUAAAAACUCCAGGUACAAAGGCAUCAGAUACCGUUUGUGAGCCCUGUUCUCCAGGGUUUUAUUCUCCUGAAGGUGUGAACUGCUCUAAAUGGACAGACUGUUCAGCCAGAAAUGAGAUUGAGGACGAAGAAGGCACUUCCAUUAGAGAUGUUCAAUGCAAACCAAGAAACUGGAAUAUGAGAUAUGGCCUCAUAGCAGUUUUACUCACGGCUGCAGUUGCACUUUUGCUUGUAGUAUUAUACUUGAAGUACAGGCUAGAAAUUAAAAGUACCAGAACCUUAAAUAGUCCUGUAGAGGAAACAGGCCCUCAAACUUCAGUAUUUGCCCCAUCAACCAGUCCACUGGCAGAAACACAGAAAACAGAAUCGCCAGAUCGCCAACCAGAUUCUAACAAGGAACACUUGGUGCAUGGGAAUAUAUUGUGAACUAAUUCAUAAGAAUUUUGUGUUUCUUCCCAGAAGCUUUUAAAAUAUUCUUAUUUUUGGAGAAUCGCCAAAAAAUGUUUUUUAAGGAUAAUUGCUCCUAUGGUCUAUUGCCCCUUUUCCACCAAGGAAGUUUGAGUGCUCGUUCAGAGCCAGAGCCUAAUUUAAAAUCAGUUCUUUCUUUUUCGACACCCAAAGCACCGGCUCUGAACCAGGAAAAGUGGUUGUGUCAGGGGUUGGGCGCGGGGUUACUGUGACCAACAAGACAAAAGAGAACGUUGUUGGCACCAUUUUUAAAACAGGAUGUCAAUGUAGGUUUGCAAAGCCAUGAGCAUUAACACUAAAGCAACAUUGUUGCUAUUGUUGAUGUUGUGUUUGUGUUUGCGCACUGCUUCUAGUUGAAAUUUUCACAGUGAACACACCGCUUACACUGUUUAAACUACUAACCGACCCACCCUGUGUUUUUGCUUUUUAGGGAAUGUCUAAAUAUUGCCCGUUGUAAUUUAAAUUGUGUUACUUUUCUAACACUAAUUUUGUAACCUUUAUUUUGUUUUUUUAUACAUUGAAACAAGCAUUAAACCAAUAUACAUCUUUUCAUAUUUAUUUAUUUUUUUUGUCAGUGUCAUAACAUUGAGAUAUUGUGUACAUUUUCUCUGAAGAAUCAUUUCAAAGCAAUAGCCUUAAAAUCACCUCCACUAUUUUACCAUUCUUACUUAAGAUUGCUGGAAAUUGUAUAUUAUAUUGAAAUCUCCAUAUUUUUAUAACUUGGAACCUUUUUUUACCAUGGCCAAUUUACUAUUUUAAAUCUAUUUUUAUUUAAAAUUAAAUCACUUAAAAGCUUUCAUUGAAGGUCAUAUCAUUUCAUUUUAAAAGAGAAGCCUUCUUGUAGCAUUUAACAAGCUAAAGUUAUUGAUCAAAGCUAUUGCAAGUAAAUUAGAUCUGGAAAACAGCAUGUCCUCAUUCAACUGAAUACAUACAGUGGUGUGAAAAAGUGUUUGCACCCUUCCUGAUUUUUUUUUUGUUUGUCACACUUUAAUGUUUCAGAUCAUCAAACAAAUUUAAAUAUUAGUCAAAGAUAACACAAACACAACAUGUUUUUAUUAUUAAGGGAAAACAAAAUCCAAACCUACAUGGCCCUGUGUGAAAAAGUGCGUGCCCCCUAAACCUAAUAACUGGUUGGGCCACCCUUAGCAGCAAGAGCUGCAAUAAAGCGUUUGCAAAAACUUCCAAUGAGUCUGUUACAGCACUGUGGAGGAAUUUUGGUCCACUCAUCUUUUCAGAAUUGUUGUAAUUCAGCCACAUUGGAGGGUUUUCGAGCACAAACCACCUUUUUAAGGUCUUAUACUAUGGGCCACUUCAAGUCUUCAUUUUGUUUUUCUUCAGCCAUUUAGAGGUGACAAACACUUUUUCACACCACUGUAUUUACAAACUCAGUAACACAGCAUAAAUGAUCGUUUGAAUACAAGUUGGGUUGGACAAUUUGAACCCAACUACUUUUAUAGUGUGUUGUUAAAAACUAAUAUGCCUUUCAAGUUUUCUGUACAAUAAUUUCUUUAUUUUUUAUUUUGCUGUUAAAUGCUUUAAUAUGAUUGUUGUGUAGGCAUGGGUGUAGAUUUGGUUUGGACAUGGUUGGGCAGGGUUUAAAGUAUAAAAUGGGUAUGUUUCUUGAUAUUUUUCGAAUGAUAUUAAAAAAACUUCUUAUA
Molecule: messenger RNA, 2905 nt
Organism: Tachysurus vachellii
Lineage: Eukaryota; Metazoa; Chordata; Actinopteri; Siluriformes; Bagridae
Product: tumor necrosis factor receptor superfamily member 14-like
Exons: 10
Coding region: 387-1205 (272 amino acids)
Biological process (GO): negative regulation of alpha-beta T cell proliferation; positive regulation of peptidyl-tyrosine phosphorylation; positive regulation of T cell migration
Cellular component (GO): external side of plasma membrane
Molecular function (GO): protein binding
Source: RefSeq, a predicted model, not a curated record